AUGAACGCCAGUAAAGCUUUACCUUUAUUCUCUAGAACGAUCUCUAGAAGAUCUUUUUACUUAUUCUCUGCUGCAACUAUUGCAGGUGCAGCCGCUGUAACUACAGCCGCUGCAUUUGAUAAUAAGAAGCAAUACAAUUAUAAUAAUCGUAAUAAUAAUAACAAUAGUAAUGGUUGGGGGAAAUUCGGUACUUCUAUUGCUGCUGCUGCUCCAAUUGUUCAUAUUGCUGCUAUUAAUAAAGAUAGAACAAUUGAUGAUUAUCAACGUAUUUAUAAUAAGAUUGCAGAAAAGAUUAGAGAAGAUGAUGAAUAUGAUGGGUAUAUUGGUUAUGGACCUGUCUUGGUUCGUUUAGGCUGGCAUUCAUCUGGUACUUAUAAUAAAGAAAAUAAUUCAGGUGGUUCAUAUGGUGGUACUUAUCGUUUUAAAUUAGAAAAUUCUGAUCCAUCAAAUAAUGGUUUGCAAAAUGCUGCCCAAUUUUUAGAUCCAAUUUAUAAAGAAUUUAAUUGGAUUUCUCAUGGUGAUUUAUACACUUUAGGUGCAGUUUGCGCAAUUCAAGAAGCUCAAGGUCCAAAAAUUAAAUGGAGACCAGGUAGAGUCGAUUUACCUGAGAGUGCAACACCAGAAAAUGGUAGAUUACCUGAUGCAGUUAACGGUGCAGAUUAUGUUAGAAAAUUUUAUGCAAGAUUAAGAAUGAAUGAUAGAGAAGCUGUUGCAUUAACUGGUGCUCAUUGUCUUGGUAGAACUCAUUUAAAAAAUUCUGGAUUUGAUGGUCCUUGGGGUGCCGCAAGUAGUAGUUUCACUAAUGAAUUCUUCAUUAAUUUAUUAAAUGAACAAUGGAAACUUCAAAAAAAUGCUGCUGGGAAUAAGCAAUAUGAUUCACCAAAGGGUUAUAUGAUGUUAGAGACAGAUUAUGCUUUAAUUCAAGAUCCAAUUUAUUUAAAAAUUGUUAAAGAAUACGCUAAUAACGAAGCUUCAUUCUUUAAAGAUUUUGCAUCUUCUUUCCAAAAAUUAUUAGAAAACGGUAUUGAUUACCCUAAGGGAGCUCCAGAAUAUAUCUUUAAGACUCUGGAUGAUCAAGAUAUGUAA
Maudiozyma saulgeensis is the source of this 1086-nucleotide messenger RNA. The record is from the annotation of a GenBank genome assembly. NCBI's taxonomy places the organism in Eukaryota, Fungi, Ascomycota, Saccharomycetes, Saccharomycetales, Saccharomycetaceae.